AAUCAAUGUCUGAAACUAAAUCAAGUGUUCUUGAGUCUGAGGUUGAAAAAUUCACAAUCUAUGCUUCAAAAUGGUGGGAAUCGAAAAAGAAAACAAAAUUCUUGCUUCAAACAAUUGAAGAAGUCAGAAUUCCGUUGGUUAAAAGUGGACUUACUGAUGCCGGCUUGAUAAAAGAAGCAAAUCAAGACAAGUCGAACAUGUUUGAAGGAAUAAAGAUCCUAGAUGUGGGAUCUGGUGGAGGUAGAAUGGCUGAACCAUUAGCAAUAAUGGGCGCUGAUGUCACCGGAGUCGAUCCAACUAAAGAAAUGGUUGAUGUCGCCAAAGAGCACCUCAAAACCCACGAAAAUCUCAAAAUUGACUACAUUUGCGACACAAUCGAGAACUACAGCGUCAAUAACAAGGAAAAAUUUGACGCUGUGACUAUUUUUGAUGUAACUCAACAUGUCAAAGAUGUCCAUCAGCUUCUUAAAGCCAGUGUAGAUUGCCUUAAGCCAGGAGGUCGAGUUUUCAUCACAACAUGGAACAAAACCUUUAUCGCAUGGUUCUUUUUGAUCUUUUUGUUUGAAUGGCUUCUUGGAAUCUUCCCACGUGGUGCUCAUGACUUUAAAUACUUUAUAUCACCUGAUAAGAUCUCUGGAUAUUUGGAGGAGUUCAAUUGUAAAACUGUUGAAGUUAAAGGCUUUUGGUAUAAUUUAUGGAAUAAGAAGUGGAGCUUUACGUGGUACACUGGAGUGUUUUACACGAUGCAAGCUAUAAAGGAGGCUUAAGGACUGGAUAAAUGUGAAUUUUGAUGUGUUUUGCUUGGGAUGAUCAUCAUGUUGAGUUAUCAGAAUGAGUUUUGAACUAUGAAGUGCUGUAAAAUUGAAUAAAUGACA
Chironomus riparius is the source of this 875-nucleotide messenger RNA. NCBI's taxonomy places the organism in Eukaryota, Metazoa, Arthropoda, Insecta, Diptera, Chironomidae. The record is from the annotation of a GenBank genome assembly.